AUUCCAACGUUCGUGGUUUUAGACGUUACUAAAAAAAAGAUGGCGUCAAAAAAGAAAACCAAAACACGUGUGAAAGAGUUUGAUCUAGAUAUUAAGAUUGUCGGUGAACUUGGUGGAGAUAAGAAUGAUAUUCAGUUGUUGAAAGGAAUAGAUGAAAGUGAUGAAGAAAUAAUUGAUGUCUUUGAUGACAGCGGACAUGAAGAUGGAAUUAAGAGGGAUGAGAUCAUAGAUUUUAUAAAGAAUCUUGGAAUUCGUGAACAGUUUGCUGAAGAUGAGCCAGAGGAGGAUAAAGGGAAGAAGAAGAAGAACAAGAAACUUGCAACUAUACCUGGCUCAGAAGAAACUGAAGUGCAAGAAGAACCUCCACCAGGGGCAAAGAAGAAGCAGAAAAACAAAUACAAGAUUCAGCAUGAGGAGAUAUCAAGCACAACAUCAAACUUACAGAAAAGUAAAGGCUGGAGUUUGAAAACCCAUCAGUCUCUUUAUACGUCAAGAUCCUAUCUGCUGGUUAAACCUGGUCAGGAGAGCUUUGAGGAGGAGGAUGUUGAGGAAAUAACAUCCCUGCCAUCUGAUUUGGAAGAACAGCUGGAGUCUUUUGCAUCAAAAUUAUUGGAAGAUGAAGUGUCUGUGUAUCUCAGACAGCGAGAGAAUGCAAAGAAAUCGGAGACAAGGUGGAUUAAAACCGUUCUAACCACUGGGACCCUCACAGACAAGGUGGCGGCUCUGACUCUGCUUGUCCAGGAAUCUCCAAUCCACAAUCUACAGAACCUGGAUAGUCUCCUGAACAUGUGCAGGAAGAAGAGCAAGCGGGAGAGCAUGGUUGCUGCAGAUACAUUGAAAGACUUGUUCAUCACAAAUUUGUUACCAGACAGAAAAUUAAAGCCAUUUGAUGAACAUCCUUUUGGAGAUCUAGGGGAGAUUUCUGGUGGAAAUAAAGAUACUGUUGACAGAAAACUUUUGAAAUGGUUCUAUGAACACAAGUUAAAGGAGAAAUAUUCUUCAUUCAUCAAAGCUCUUGAGGUGAUGUCAAAGGACAAUAUUUUGGCUACGAGACAAAAGGCGUUAGGCAUAUUCUUUGAAUUGCUUGUGGAAAAGCCUGAGGAAGAGAAGGUUUUGUUGGGGUUGUUAGUAAAUAAAGUUGGAGAUCCUGAGUACAAAGUAGCUGCUCAAGCAUCACAUCAGUUGACAAAGCUCGUGGACAAACAUCCCAACAUGAAGACGGUGGUUGUCAAGGAGGUGGAGCAGUUACUGUAUCGGCCCAACAUUCCCGUCAAAGCGCAGUAUUACUGCAUCUGUUUCAUUAACCGUCUGCUAUUAAGCCACGAGGAGAAAGACCUUGCUGUGAAACUCAUUAGGCUUUACUUCUCAUUUUUCAAGUCAUUUGUGAACAGAGGGGAGAUAGACAGCAGGAUGAUGAGUGCACUGCUUACAGGAGUCAACCGAGCCUAUCCUUAUGCCAAAAUGGAGGCAGAUUACAUUGGUGAACAGAUGAACACUUUGUACAAGAUCAUCCACACCGUCAACUUCAACACCAGUGUCCAGGCUCUGAUGCUAAUCUAUCAGGUUAUGGAUUCCAGUGAAAGCAUUUCUGACCGGUACUAUGUAGCUCUGUAUAAGAAGUUAUUGGAACCUGAAUUAAAGCAUGCUGCCAAACAAACCAUGUUUCUCAACCUCCUGUUUAAAAGUCUGAAGAAAGAUGUGGUGGAGCGACGGGUGAAGGCCUUUGUGAAGCGACUUUUACAAGUCUGCUCUUACCAACCUGUGCAGUUUGUUUGUGGAGCAUUAGUACUUCUUGGAGAAUUGAUGAAGGUCCACAUUGGCAUCCUUUCAUUUACCCAUACAAAAGAAGAGGACUCUGAUGACGAGGAGCACUAUGAAGAUUUACCUGCCCCUGAUGAGAGUGAAGCAAACGAUACAACUAGUUCUGAGAGCAGCGAGUCAGAGGAUGAGCAGAAGAGGGCAAAGUCAAAUAAAUCUUCCUGGGUUCAUAAAAACUUAAUAAAUUCUGGUUUCACAAAAACACCUGAGUAUGACCCUCACCACAGGAACCCUUUGUAUUGUCGAGCAGAUUCUGAAUGUUUUUGGGAAUUACAGAAACUUUCUCAACAUUUCCAUCCUACUGUUUCAUUAUUUGCAUCAAACCUUCUUAAGGGUGAACGGGUGCGGUAUACAGGAGACCCCCUACAGGAUUUCACCAUCAUCAGGUUCCUAGACAGAUUUGUGUAUAAGAACCCAAAGAAACCAGAGACAUUUACAGAGAUGCAGGGAACCUUGUCCAGGUCAAAGUUCAACACUAAAGUUACCAGGCUAAAAGGAGUAAAGAAGGUCCCGGUGUCCAGUGAGGACUAUUUACAGAGAGCAGAGAAUUACCUCCCAGCAGAUGAAAUAUUUUAUCAUAGAUUCUUCAAGCAGAAAGCAGAGAAAGAUAAGAAACCAAAGGAAGUUGAGGAAGAGGAGGAGAGUGAUGAAGAUGUCAGUGACUCGGAGUUUGACCAGUAUCUGGACACUUAUGAGAAGCAGUUUGAAGGAGGUGGUAUUGGGGAUGACUUCAGUAAUGCAGACAUGGACUUUGCCAGUGCUGUGGGCAUGAGAGCUUCCAAGAAAGGAAAGCUGGUGAUGAAGGGAUCUGAUGAGGAAGACAGUGAAGAGGAUGACAUGGACUUGUCUGAUGAAGAGGUGGACUUCGAACAAGAUGAAGACUUUGCCCGAGAAUUCCAGGAGUUUGAUGCUGAUAUCAGUGAUGUCGAGGAGGAAGCAGAAAACAGUAGUGAAGAUGAAUUUGCAGAGUUAACACAGAAGAAACCAGGUUCAAAACGCAAGGUCAAGUCAGUCAUUGAAACUGUAGGAAGAAAAAAAACCAAAAAGUCAGAGAAGUUUGAUACUAAUCUGUUUGCUUCAGCAGAUGAGUUUGCUGAUGUGAUUGAGGAGAGCACCAGUUCUGGCUGGGAUACCCUGGGAUCCAGUGCUCUAUCAAACCAGGAUAAAUCUAGUGCUAAACAAUUGAAAUGGGAAAUGGAUCGUGAUAGUUGGAUAAAAGGAAGAAAUAAAAAGUUUAUAAACAAAGGUCGGAAAACCAAGGAAAAGCCGUCAUUUAAAUCUGGACAUAAAAAUAUCAAAAAGAAAAAGUGAUAGGCUGUGUUUAUCUAUUUGUUCCACAAUAAAUGAUUUUAAUAUGCA
Messenger RNA from Ostrea edulis (European flat oyster), 3177 nucleotides. RefSeq names its product CCAAT/enhancer-binding protein zeta-like. Gene Ontology annotation, cellular component: nucleus. The coding region runs from base 40 to 3129 and encodes 1029 amino acids. Lineage: Eukaryota; Metazoa; Mollusca; Bivalvia; Ostreida; Ostreidae. The record is from RefSeq and is a predicted model, not a curated record. The transcript has 28 exons.